AAACACCUGAGCAUUGCCCAGGAAAUCGGUGACAGGGCAGGAGAAGGAAGAGCCUAUGGUAAUCUUGGCUUUGCUUAUCAUUCCCUCAGCAAAUUCCAAGGAGCAAUAGAGUACCACAAGAAACGCCUGAGCAUUGCCCAGGAAAUCGGUGACAGGAAAGGAGAAGGAAGUGCCUAUGAAAAUCUCGGCGUUGCUUAUGAUUCCCUCAGCGAAUUCCAACGAGCAAUAGAGUACCACAAGAAACACCUCAGCAUUGCCCUGGAAAUCGGUGACAGGAAAGGAGAAGAAAGUGCCUAUGGUAAUCUCGGCAUUGCUUAUCAAUCCCUCAGCGAAUUUCAACGAGCAAUAGAGUACCACAAGAAACACCUGAGUAUUUCCCAGGAAAUCGAAGACAGGGCAGGAGAAGGAAGUGCCUGUGGUAAUCUCAGCGUUGCUUAUCGAUCCCUCAGCGAAUUCCAACGAGCAACAGAGUACCACAAGAAACACCUCAGCAUUGCCCAGGAAAUCGGUGACAGGGCAGGAGAAGGAAGUGCCUAUGGUAAUCUCGGCGUUGCUUAUCUAUCCCUCAGCGAAUUUCAACGAGCAAUAGAGUACCACAAGAAAAGCUUGAGCAUUACCCAGGAAAUCGGUAACACGAAAGGAGAAGGAUGUGUCUAUGGUAAUCUCGGCAAUGCUUAUCGAAACCUCAGCGAAUUCCAACGAGCAAUAGAGUACCUCAAGAAAAGCCUGAGCAUUGCCAAGGAAGUUGGCGACAGGGAAGGAGAAGGAAGAGCAUAUGGUAAUCUCGGCGUUUCUUAUCAGUUCCUCAGUGAGUUCCAACGAGCAAUAGAGUACCACAAGAAACACCUGAGCAUUGCCAAGGAAAUCGGUGCCAGGGGAGGAGAAGGAUGUGCCUAUGCUAAUCUCGGCAAUGCUUAUAGACAACUUAGCGAAUUCCAACGGGCAAUGGAGUACCACAAGAAACACCUGAGCCUUGCAAAGAAAAUCAAUGACAGGGUAAGAAAAGUUGGUGUCUAUCGUGAUCUCGGCGUAGUUUAUGAAUCCCUCGGCGACUAUCAACAAGCAAUAGGGCACUACAAGCAAUUCGUGAGCACUGCCAAGGAAUUCGGUGAAGGGAGAGAAGAAGGAGUUUCCUAUUGCCAACUCAGCAGGGCUUAUUAUCUUCUCAGCGACUUUAAAGAGGCAAUAGAGUACUCAAAGCAACAACUGAUCAUUGCCGAGGAAAUCGGUGAUAAGAUGGGAGAAGGAUGCGCCCAUAACGGCCUGGGUCACAAUCUUUUACCAUUAGGGUUUUUGAAUGAAGCUUUAGAUCAUUUUAGAUGCAGUGUCAAAAUCUUUGACACAAUCAGAGCCAGCUUUAUUUCCGAAGAUGGAUCAAAAAUACGUUUUCGUACGCAUCGUCAAUGUGCCUAUACUAAAUUAUGGCAAGUUUUACUCAUGCUUCAAAAGAAGGAUGAAGCUUUAUACGCUGCUGAGAGAGGACGAGCACAGGCUUUGCUCGAUGCCUUAAAAGUAACUUAUGGCCUUACGUCACAUUCUCCCAGGUCAAUUGAAUCUGAAGGAGAAGUCACAUAUAUUUCAAAGAAGACAACUGUUUUAACAGUUUUUCUUGCCCUGCAAUUGAAAACAGUCAAUAUGUGGGUAUUGCGAAAAGAGGGCGACCCUAUUUUUAGGCAAGCAGAGUUAGAAAUUGGAGGUGCACACGAAGAUUCUUUUGCUCUUCUUUUAGACACUGCUUUGAAGGGCUGGCGUCGGUAUUAGGUGCGAAAAUCGGUCAAUGGAUAAGAUGAGUGAUGACCAAACUUCAACUACUCGAGACGAUGAUCAAACAUCGGAGCCCUUACAGGAGACCACCGACUGUUUACGGCCAUUAUAUGAUGCAGUUCUUGGUCCCAUUGAAGACUUGCUUGAUGGUGAUGAACUUAUUGUAGUUCCUGACGGCGCUUUGUCUAAAGCUCCUUGGGCAGCCCUGAGUGAAACUUUAAGGAUCCGCACUGUUCCCUCACUGACAAGUUUGAAACUCAUCACAGAUUCUCCAUCUGGACACCACAGUAAAAGUGGAGCCCUGCUUGUCGGAGAUCCAUGUUUGGUGAAAGUUACAAAUAAACGGGGAAACCCCAUUUAUGAUCAACUGCAGUACGCAAGAAUGGAAGUGGAGAUGAUUGGACAAAUUCUAAAGAGUCAACCAUUAACAGGUGAAGACGCAACCAAAGAAGCGGUACUUCAAAGAAUCGCGUCAGUUUCUUUGGUUCAUAUCGCAGCCCACGGAAGGAAGGAAACUGGAGAAAUUGUUUUGGCUCCAGACCUUCGAUGGGAAUCCAAGACUCCUACGCAUGAGGACUAUAUUUUGAAAAUGUCUGAUAUACAAGCUGCGAAGCUGAGAGCAAGACUAGUUGUGUUAAGUUGCUGCCAUAGUGGUCAAGGACCGGUCUCGUCUGAGGGUGUGGUCGGUAUGGCACGUGCUUUCUUGUUUGCUGGUGCUCGUUCCGUGCUGUCGACACUCUGGGCAAUUGAUGACCAAGCCACAAUGAUGUUUAUGAAAUCUAUCUAUCAACAACUUGCAAGCGGAGAAAGUGCAAGUGGUGCUCUUCAGAGGGCCAUGAAAUGUCUUCGAGACUCCCACGAUUAUUCUGCUUCAAAGUACUGGGCUCCUUUUGUUCUGAUGGGCGAUGACAUUAAGAUUGAAUUGGAAAAAAAGUCAUUGAGCAAGUCGUAA
Messenger RNA from Porites evermanni, 2716 nucleotides. The record is from the annotation of a GenBank genome assembly. NCBI's taxonomy places the organism in Eukaryota, Metazoa, Cnidaria, Anthozoa, Scleractinia, Poritidae.